Aureobasidium subglaciale EXF-2481 is the source of this 4203-nucleotide messenger RNA. RefSeq lists its product as uncharacterized. Lineage: Eukaryota; Fungi; Ascomycota; Dothideomycetes; Dothideales; Saccotheciaceae. The coding region runs from base 1 to 4203 and encodes 1400 amino acids. Gene Ontology annotation, molecular function: nucleic acid binding; protein binding. Gene Ontology annotation, cellular component: mRNA cleavage and polyadenylation specificity factor complex; nucleus. The record is from RefSeq and is a predicted model, not a curated record. The transcript has 8 exons.
AUGCAAUGCUAUACCGAACUUGUGGCGCCGACCGCUGUGUCGAGUGCCGUUGCCUUGCCCUUUACCGCUCCGGGCGCAACUAAUCUGGUCGUUGCAAAGACCUCACUGCUCCAGCUCUUUGCCAUCAAGACCGUCGCGACCGAUGUCAAGCCAUCAUCACUCCAGUCCAAUGGCGACACUGGUACUAUUGAAGACCCAGAACCCUCCCAUCGUACCGAGAACUCGGCCAAGCUCGUCCUGCUCGGCGAGUAUCCCGUGUCGGGAACCAUCACUUCGCUACAGAGGGUCAAAGCCCUGAACACAAAAACAGGCGCCGAAGCCCUGCUAUUGUCUACCCAGGACGCCAAAGUCAGUUUGAUUGAAUGGGAUCCUCUCAAUCACCGUAUCUCAACUCUGUCCAUCCAUUACUACGAGCGCGAGACCCCAAACUCUCUUCCCUUCGGUCCCUCCCUUGCCGACACACCAAGCUACCUAAGCGUCGAUCCAAGCAGCAGAUGCGCCGCUCUCAAGUUUGGUACUAAGCAGCUCGCCAUCAUUCCCUUCCGCCAGUCCUCCGACGACCUGGCUGGCGAAGACGACCUCGAUACGCCUCCGCCCACCAAGCCGUCUGCGCCUGGUACAGAGGCCCAAGCCGAAACUCCAUACUCGGCCUCGUUUGUCCUACCUCUGACCGCUCUUGACCCCGCACUCACACACCCAAUCCAUCUGGCCUUUCUGCACGAGUAUAGAGAACCCACUUUUGGCAUUGUUUCGUCCAACAAGGCUCCUAGCCAUGGGUUGCUUGACGAGCGCAAGGAUAUUCUGAACUACACUGUCUUCACGCUGGAUUUGGAACAACGUGCAUCCACGACUCUGCUCUCAGUCCCGGGCCUUCCCUUCGACAUAUUCCGGGUUGUGCCACUGCCUUUGCCAGUGGGUGGAGCUCUUCUCGUUGGCGCAAACGAGUUGGUGCAUGUCGAUCAAGCUGGAAAAACAAACGCCGUAGCUGUGAACGAGUUCGCAAAGCCAAGCUCAAACUUCGCUAUGGCCGAUCAAUCCGACCUUGGCUUGCGUCUGGAGGACUGUGUCGUCGAGGCUCUGGAUCACACUAACGGCAACAUGCUCAUCAUACUAAAGACUGGCCGUCUGGCUGUGCUGUCCUUCCGCAUUGAUGGCCGCUCGGUAUCUGGCUUAGCUGUUCAUCUGGUAGACUCUGAUCACGGCGGUCACGAGCUAAAGACUGCUGUAAAUUGUGCUGCAUUUCUCGGACGUAGUAGACUGUUUUUGGGCAGUGAGGAUGGUGACUCCACCUUGAUUGGCUGGUCUAAAAAGACUGCGCAGACGCGUAAGCGUAGCCACGCUCAGAUGAUCGCCGAGGACGCUGAACUCUCGCUGGACGAAGAAGACUUAGACGACGACGCAGACGAUGAUCUGUAUGCUGACGAAGCGCCUGUUGUCAAGCAAACGACGUCACACACUGCUGAAUCCAGUGGUCCUGACAACUACUUCUUCAGAAUACACGACAAAUUGUUCAGCUUGGGACCCAUCAAAAACGUUUGUCUCGGCAAAUAUGCUACUGAGGAUUCUGCGAACGAAAUGGAGCCACAGUUGUCCAUACUCGCAAGCGUCGGUCGCGAUUCCGCGUCGAAGCUGGCGCUAAUCAACCGUGAACUAACCCCUAGCCCUGUCCGCACAGUAGAUGUACCUCAUGCUCGAGCAGUGUGGACUGCUUGUGUGAAACGAGCAGCACCGCGUGGUUUGCCCAAGUCUACAGGUGGCGCUCAAGAUCCGGAAAUUCAACCUGCAUCUGAUAUGUUGUGCGAUCAGUACCUUGUCACCUGUCAUGCGGAUGACGACGGUACAGAAAGCUCCAAGGUCUUCAGAAUUGAUAAUGAAGCCACCGAGGUUAAGCAAGGCGACGGCAGUAUGAGCUACACUGAGGUGACCGGAACUGAAUUUGAGGGCGAAGGUGAGACCUUAGAUGUCGGCAUCCUGGCUUCUGGCACAAGAAUGGUCCAGGUGAGAAAGCAUGAAGUCAGAAGUUAUGACGCAGAUCUUGGCCUUUCUCAAAUUUUCCCCAUCAUCGAUGAAGAGACCGAUGCAGAGCUCACCGUGAUUCACGCAUCGUUUUGCGACCCUUUUCUCCUACUUCUCCGGGAGGACUCGAGUCUACAAAUUCUGCAAGUGGACAAGAGUGGCGAUCUUGACGAGCUGGAGCGUGGUGAUGCCGCUUUAGCUUCUAAGUGGUUGUCUGGCAGUGUCUACAAGUCCGAGAAGACGGGCAACAAAGCGUUAGCAUUCCUGCUUAAUGCAGAUGGGGGCUUAUCGAUCUUCGAGCUGCCAAAUCUAGAGAAGCCUGUCUACGAGGCUGCCAGUCUUUCAGUCCUGUCGCCUGUGGUCACGAAUGAGAGUGCUCCCCGCCGCACAGUUGGCAAGGAGACGCUGACCGAACUGAUAUUCGCGGAUCUAGGCGAUGAGACGGCCAAAUCGCCAUACCUGAUUCUACGUUCGUCGGCCGACGAUCUCAUCAUCUACGAGCCCUUCCACUACCCUGCAGCACCCGUCACAUCUCCGUCCUUCACCAAAAACUUACGGUUCCGUAAAGUACCCGGUUUGCAUAUGCCUAAGUUCAACGAGGAUCCAUCUCUUCAAAGACCUGCCGCUCUCAGGUUGCUACCGAAUGUGGGUGGGUACUCUGCUGUUUUCAUGGCAGGUGGUUCGCCAAGCUUCGUGAUAAAAGACGCCACAACUCUGCCGCGCAUUGUCAGCCUUAGAGGAAAGGGCGUUCGUGGACUUUGUGGCCUCAACAGUCGCAAGUGCCGGGCUGGUUUCUCAUGGAUCGAUACCACUGGCACAAUACAUGAAGGCCAGAUUCCGGCGGGCACGACAUUCGCCUCCAACGGAUGGUCUGUCCGCAAGUUCUCACCGUUUUCCGAACACAUCGAAGUUCAAAAGAUAGCAUAUCAUGCAGAUCGUGGCGUCUAUGUCAUUACGACUCAAGAGGAGGUAGACUUUUACCCUCCAGAGGACGAUCCAAGACACCCAGCCGCAGACGAAGAGAUAACACUCCGACCGAGAACGUUGCAGUUCCGCGUGCACCUUUACGAUGCGAGAGCAGACCGAAUUGUCGACACUUAUGAUAUUCCACCUUACGAACUUAUCACGUCCAUGGAAGUCAUGUCUCUCGAGGUUUCGGAGAUUACCCACCAACACAAAUCACUAGUCACUUUGGGCACCAUCUCUCAACGAGCUGAGAACUAUGCUGCUAAGGGAUGCAUCUACACACUUGAGAUCAUUGACGUUGUACCAGAGCCUGGUCAACCCGAGACAGGCAAAAAGUUCCGAGUCUUCGGCAGAGAAGAGACUAAGAAUGGUAUCACGGCCUUGAUGGGCAUCGCUGGACUUGUUGGUACCGCUCAGGGGCAGAAGAUUAUGAUUCGUGGGCUUAGAGAAGACGGAUCUUGUUUACCUGUCGCCUUCCUCGAUGCGCAGUGCUACGUUACAUUGUUGAAGACCCUCGCGAGUAGUAAACUUUGGAUUGCCGCAGACGCUUGGAAAGGCCUUUGGUUCGGUGGAUUUGGGGAGGAGCCCUAUAAACUCUCACUCUUCGGAAAGUCACGCUCGCAGAUGGAGGUCAUAACGGCUGAAUUCCUUCCAUUUGAGGGUCAGCUGUACAUCAUCCUCGUCGAUGCGGAUCUCGACAUCCACGUGCUGCAAUACGAUCCCGAACAUCCCAAAUCACUCUCCGGCCAACGUCUUCUGCAUAGAAGUACCUUCCACCUUGGUCACAUGCCCACUUCGAUGACGCUACUUCCUUCCACAUUAUCGCCUUUCACCGAACAGAACCCUGAUGAGGAGAUGGCAGACGAUGAUAGCGGACCCUCCCCCACAUCUACUCUCAACCAUAUUCUCAUCACAACACAGACGGGUAGCAUCGCACUGCUAACGCCUCUUGACGAGGCAACCUAUCGUCGCCUAUCAGCACUACAGACAACUCUUUCCAGUAUCCUUGAGCAUUCGGCUGGUCUCAAUCCACGAGCCUACCGUGCGGUCGAGAGUGAGGGGCUUGGCGCUAGAGGUAUCGUAGACGGAGAUCUCAUCACCAGAGUCUACGAACUGGGAGCCGGUAAAAGAUUAGAAGUCCUUGGCAGAGCUGGUGCAGAAGUCUGGGGGAUGAGAAGUGAUUUGGAAAUCAUCGCUGGCGAGGGACUGGGAUACAUUUGA